AUGACAGCAACAUCAGCACCAAAAGCCGCGCUUGGGGUUCUUCCGCGGUCAGACGGAUCUGCGAAAUACUCUCACGCCGGCUACACCCUGACGGCGUCGGUUAAUGGGCCGAUUGAAGCCCAACGGAGGGAUGAGCAUGCAUACGAGGCACACGUCGAAGUUAUCGUACGACCAGCGGCAGGGGUUGGAGGGACCCGGGAGCGACACCUUGAAUCACUUCUCCAGUCUUCACUCGCACAGCUCAUCCUCGUCAAGAACUUCCCCCGCUCCCUCAUUCAGGUUGUGCUACAGAUAGAAGACUCGCCAGAGAACGACUAUGUGAACACGAAACUUGUCCAGGCGAGCCUGAACUUUGCUAUUAUGCCGGCAUUGGUGCAAACGGCCAUCUUGGCGCUUCUCUCAGCCGGCGUGCCGAUGAGGGCCACAGCAACCGCCACUGCUGUUGCGGUUGUGCAUCAAGAUGGGGCCAAGAAGACGGUAGUGGAUCCUUCGCAGCGAGAGGUCGAAACGGCGAGCUCAGUCCACGUGUUGGCUUUCACGUCUCACAAUGGCCUGCUCCUGGCCGAGAGCGAGGGAGACUUCACAGUCGGGGAGUGGGACGAUGUUUACGAAACCGCCAAGGGAAUUUGCUGCCGCUCUACAUCGGUAAAGGAAGGGACGGCGAUGGUACUCGAUGACGAGGAACCCAGCGCCACGGACAUGCGGCAGUUUCUUCGGUCGACAAUGGAGUCGAAGGUUGCCGCGGAUCUUCAUUGGAAAUGA
Molecule: messenger RNA, 762 nt
Organism: Chaetomium globosum CBS 148.51
Lineage: Eukaryota; Fungi; Ascomycota; Sordariomycetes; Sordariales; Chaetomiaceae
Exons: 3
Coding region: 1-762 (253 amino acids)
Biological process (GO): poly(A)-dependent snoRNA 3'-end processing; nuclear mRNA surveillance; U4 snRNA 3'-end processing
Cellular component (GO): cytoplasmic exosome (RNase complex); nucleolus; nuclear exosome (RNase complex)
Source: RefSeq, a predicted model, not a curated record